AUGGGAACGAUCAUUGGUCGGCAAGGCCUAAAAAUCAAACAUAUCCAAGACGUUUCUGGAGCCAGAAUGGUUGCUUCAAAGGAAAUGCUUCCACAGAGUACAGAGAGAGUAGUCGAAGUUCAAGGAACUGUCGAAGCAAUUCGUGUCGCAGUUUGGGAAAUCGGCAAAUGUCUAAUUGAAGAUAACGAACGAGGUAUCGGAACUGUUCUUUAUAAUCCAGCUAUUAGGGUCACUUCAAGCUACUCAACUACUAGACGUAAUGAAUAUACUGUUCGAACUGGAAGUGGAACUGAUUUUACUCGCCCUUCUCGAAAUGGUAACAGUGAAUACCAUAACCGUCGUCAGCCUUCCAAUAGUAAUAAUUACGAUAGUUCCAGCAUUAGAACUCAAAAUAUUUCAAUUCCUGCUGAUAUGGUUGGUUGCAUUAUUGGCAAAGGUGGUUCAAAGAUUUCGGAAAUUCGUAGACUCUCUGGUUCUCGUAUUAGUAUCGCCAAGACACCUCAUGAUGAAACUGGCGAACGCAUGUUCACCAUUCAAGGCACUCCAGAAGCAAACGAAAAGGCUCUUUUCUUGUUGUACAACCAACUAGAGACCGAAAAAGAGCGUCGUUUGAGUGCGACUGCAAAUGGAAAUGAUUCCGAUUCUUAA
Molecule: messenger RNA, 648 nt
Organism: Scutellospora calospora
Lineage: Eukaryota; Fungi; Glomeromycota; Glomeromycetes; Diversisporales; Gigasporaceae
Source: the annotation of a GenBank genome assembly